Molecule: messenger RNA, 687 nt
Organism: Strongylus vulgaris
Lineage: Eukaryota; Metazoa; Nematoda; Chromadorea; Rhabditida; Strongylidae
Source: the annotation of a GenBank genome assembly
AUGCAGAUUGAAGAACUUCUUACGGAACGGGAAGUUUUGCUCAGGACAAUUCAUUUAUUGCCAAAAAACUUUGAACAGCUGGAGCAAAGAAUCGAAAGCUUUGGUGUCGAGCCGCUAACUGUUUCGUCAGCACCGCAAUCAUCUCACCCCAUAAUAGCUCCAAACACAACGGAUGUGGAAGAACUAAAGAGUAUUGUGACUAACUUGAUAAAUGAUAUAGAUCGACGCAGAGACACUAUGGCGGAACUCAAGAAAAAGCGCGAUGACCUGCAAGAGGCUUUUAAGAGUGAAAAAGAAGAUUUUGAUGAUAAACGAGCCGAUUAUGAGGAUCGCCGGGCGGAGCUCCAAAAUGAAAGUGUAGAGUUGAAACCUCUCAUCGAAAGCCUUGAGGGGCGGCAAGAUAAAGCCGAGAAAGCAGUAAUAUAUAUUGAAGAGCAGAUUAAUGAAGCAGAGCAACAACUAUCUGCAUUCAAAUCAGCUGGUUCAAAUGCAGGUGAAGAUUUAAAGGCUCAACUCGCCGAAGAACAGGCAAAGGCUGAGUUGUUGCUUCAAAACAACGAAAGCCAGGUCACCGAUUUUGAUGCUGCUAGAAAGCAAAUGGUGCUAUGGAAAAGUCUCGUUUCAAUGUUUGAGGCGAAAAUCGCGUCUACAGCAGAGGAGCACAAUUUGGGGAGUGAAGAUAAUUAA